AUAUUUCUCACUACUCAAUUCCUAAUGCAGAACCUUAAUUGCUACACCUCACUUAAUUUAACUCGACUGCAUACUAGGUACUAUAUUAAGAUUUUGGUACUAACUGUGUUUCCGUUCUGGACGUACUUUUUAAGUGCAUUUUUAUUUAUUUCAUCGCUUCUGGAAUCUGGAUAAUUACUUCCAAAGUACAAACUCAAUAUGUAGAAAAUUGCUUCCGACGUGUUAGUGACUUGAUACUCUGGCUGUUUGAGUAUAAAAGAAUGCUCUAUAUUGAAGUACAUAUACUGGAUUCCAUGCUUGAAGCUUUGGAUACAAAGUAUUUUUUUGUGAAUCCUAAUGUCCUAGAAUGUUUAUUGAUGGGAAUUUACUGCUGGAUAUGUGUGAAAAUUGCUUUGAAUGAGUGAAUGGCUAGUGUUUAGUUGAUUGGGGGCAAUCCUUUGAUUGGGAAAAACUUUUUAUUGCUUUUCAAGAGUUUCAGUUUGGCGGCUUUCCUUUGAAUAGACAGGAAAUGCUUCCAAUAGAAUGCUAGGUUUAGAAAAUUAGUAUGCUCUGCUCUGUGCAAUGCUGCUUGUGGUGUAGCUUGGCUUCCUCCAGUAGUAGGACCAGUACUUUAUUCUUGACUGGGUCGGAGUUCUUUGGACAAUAUCAUUCCUAGCCAUUUGCCUCUCUCUUGCAGUUGGAGAUUUUUUCGGCUGAUGUCAUGGGAAUGGUGUUUGUUGACAAGUUUUGAUCCCCCUGUAUCCAACCCAGCUGAGUGGUUGCAGUGAAAAUGGAGAUCGAGGUGAUCUUUCAACUGGUCCUAGUAAAAAGAAUGUGGAUUGGAGAGAAAGACUGGCUUUGCAACAUUUCAAAUCUCUUUUCACAAAAGAGGUCAUUGAUGUUAUCGCAACCAGCACAAGUGAUAUGGGGCCCUUGAGUCUUGAUAUUUUUAAGAAAAAGAAUUUGUCUGCUUCAUGGAAAUUCAUUGGGACAGAGACUUCAGUUGUUGACACUUCUGAGCCAAACCAAGUAGCUACAGUUGUUGGACAAGAUAUACCUAAGGGCAAAAAGAAGAAUUCUUCAGAUGAUCAUGCUCAAUUUAUUGUUAAACCUGCAGACCUCGCCCGGAGGCAAUUGCGAGAGAAAAGACGUGAAAAGCGAGCAUCUGAAUUGGUACAUCAGGACAAAGAAGCAAUUGUAAAACUUGAAAAUGCUGCCAUUGAACACUCCAAAUCUGUUGACUCUGCUGUUAUGGGAAGAUACAGCAUAUGGAGGAGAGAAAACGAGAAUGAGAACUCUGAUUCCACAGUACGCUUAAUGCGGGAUCAAAUUAUAAUGGCAAGGGUAUAUUUAAGUAUUGCAAAGAUGAAGAACAAGGUUGAUUUGUACCAACAACUACAAGUUCGGCUUAAAGAGAGCCAGCAGGCCCUUGGAGAGGCCACUGCUGAUUCCAAUCUACAUCACAGUGCACCUGCGAGAGUCGAAUCAAUUGGCCAAGUUUUGUCAAAAGCAAGAGAGCAAUUGUAUGACUGCAAGUUGGUGACUGGGAAGCUGAGAGCAAUGCUUCAGUCAGCCAGUGAACACGUUAGGAGCUUGAAAAAACAGAGCACAUUCUUGAGUCAGUUAGCUGCCAAGACCAUUCCAAAUGCAAUCCACUGUUUUUCCAUGCGCUUAACUAUAGAAUACUACCUCCUUCCUCCAGAGAAGCGGAAGUUCCCCAGAAGUGAGAAUCUGGAAGAUCCAAAUCUUUAUCAUUAUGCCCUCUUCUCAGACAAUGUUUUGGCUGCAUCAGUGGUUGUGAACUCAGCUGUUGCCAAUUCCAAGGACUCUUCAAAGCAUGUAUUUCAUCUUGUCACUGAUAAACUCAACUUUGGAGCCAUGAAUAUGUGGUUUCUGUUGAAUCCUCCUGGGAAAGCUACAAUCCAAGUUGAAAAUGUUGAUGAAUUUCAGUGGCUCAAUUCAUCCUACUGCCCUGUUCUACGUCAACUAGAGUCUGCUACGAUGAAAGAGUAUUAUUUCAAGGCCGGUCAUCCAACCAAACUUUCAUCUAGUGCCUCUAAUCUGAAGUACAGGAAUCCGAAGUAUCUGUCAAUGCUUAACCAUCUAAGGUUCUAUCUGCCACAGGUUUAUCCAAAGUUGAAUAAAAUUCUGUUUCUUGAUGAUGACAUUGUUGUUCAGAAAGACUUGACUGGACUGUGGUCUGUGGAUCUCCAUGGAAAGGUUAAUGGCGCAGUGGAAACCUGUGGUGAGAGCUUUCACCGUUUCGACAAGUACCUUAACUUUACAAAUCCUCAUAUUGCAAGAAACUUUGAUCCAAAUGCAUGCGGGUGGGCUUAUGGGAUGAACAUUUUUGAUCUUAAGGAGUGGAAAAGGAGGGAUAUUACUGGCAUAUAUCACAAGUGGCAGAACAUGAAUGAAGAUAGGGUACUUUGGAAGCUUGGGACAUUACCUCCGGGACUAAUUACAUUCUAUGGGCUGACACAUCCUCUUGAGAAGUCAUGGCAUGUGCUUGGUUUGGGUUACAAUCCUACCGUUGGCCGUUCAGAGAUUGAGAAUGCUGCGGUCAUACACUACAAUGGAAACAUGAAACCGUGGCUGGAGUUGGCAAUGACAAGGUAUCGGUCAUACUGGAUUAAGUACAUUAAGCAUGAUCAUCCCUACCUUCGAACCUGCAAACUAAGCGAAUGAACUAGAACUGGAUUCCCUUCAUACGGUGAUCUCUCUCUCUCUCUCUCUCUGUGUAAUUUAUUCAUUUCAUUCCACUCAUCCUUUAGAAGAUGUAACUAAUUCUAUAGCCUCUCCCCCACCUCUUUCUGGGGUAAUUUCAUGCCUUGUUAACCUGUAAAAAGUCGUAAUUGUAUCUUACUUUGGAGCCAAGUCCGAGUUGGACCGGAAUAGGGAAUUGGGUGUCAUUUGAUGUAUUCUAUGAACACUUUUUAGGUUUGAACUAAAAGAUGUUCGUGGAUUAUGAUAUUCAUAUCCUAUCUACUCAAGACCAUUAAGUAGCAA
Molecule: messenger RNA, 2988 nt
Organism: Carya illinoinensis
Lineage: Eukaryota; Viridiplantae; Streptophyta; Magnoliopsida; Fagales; Juglandaceae
Product: polygalacturonate 4-alpha-galacturonosyltransferase-like
Exons: 11
Coding region: 904-2667 (587 amino acids)
Molecular function (GO): polygalacturonate 4-alpha-galacturonosyltransferase activity
Source: RefSeq, a predicted model, not a curated record